AUGGCCCUGCCCUGCUCCUUCUUGGUGGCCCUGGUGAUGCUCAGCUGCCCCUCCCUCGGCUCUCUGGGAUGUGACCUGUCUCAGGACCACGGCCUGCUGCACUGGAGGGCCUUGAUGCUCCUGCGACAAAUGAGGACACUGUCUGCUAGCUCCUGUGACAAGUACACAAACGACUUUGGCUUCCCCCAGGAGGUGUUUGAUGGUAAGCAGCUGCAGAAGGCUCAAGCCCUCUCUGUCGUCCAUGUGACGAACCAGAAGACCUUCCACCUCUUCUGCACAGAGGACUCACCUGCUCCGUGGAACACGACCCUCCUGGAGGAAUUGUGCUCGGGACUUUCUGAGCAGCUGGGCCACCUGGAAGCCUGUCCCCUGCAGGAGGCGGGGGUGGGAGAGACACCCCUGGUGAAUGGGGACUCCAUCUUGAGGAACUACUUCCAGAGAAUGCCUUUGUGGUUAAGAAAUUUGUAUAUGUUUUAC
Enhydra lutris kenyoni (northern sea otter) is the source of this 477-nucleotide messenger RNA. Its product is annotated as interferon alpha-1/2-like. Gene Ontology annotation, molecular function: type I interferon receptor binding; cytokine activity. Gene Ontology annotation, biological process: natural killer cell activation involved in immune response; response to exogenous dsRNA; adaptive immune response. The record is from RefSeq and is a predicted model, not a curated record. The annotation marks the transcript as partial. Gene Ontology annotation, cellular component: extracellular region. The transcript is spliced from 2 exons. Lineage: Eukaryota; Metazoa; Chordata; Mammalia; Carnivora; Mustelidae.